UUUUUACAAAAUCCCCGACUGUGACAUUGGCAGGUUUUCGUACCUGAAAGGCGAUGAAUUUGUAAUUACAUUCAAGAGAAACCACUUUCUUUAUAUAGUUAUACUUCUGUUGAUGAAUUUUAGUGGUAAAUUGUAUCUACUUUUAAUACGGCUCAGCAACAUUCAAGUAUAAACGGUACUAAUCUACCUCAAUUUAUUCAUCUUGUGUAUUACAGUUUCUAGCUGAAGACUUGUUUCUCUAAUUUGAAUUCAAAGUUUUUUCUGUUCCAUACUUAACUUACGAAGACUUCACUUUCUCCAAGGUUUUAUCCCAACAUUUUUUGACCAAAAAAAAGAAAAAAGAUAAAACACUUAAAGUGGUAGUAUGGUUGAAAAAAGAAAAAAUGAAGAUGAAUCUAUUAUUCCAACAAGUGAACAUGUAAAGAAGCUUGCUACUAAUGAAAGUGUAAGUGAGGACGUCGUUAGAGAAAGAAUCGUAAUAUUACUGGGUUAUUCAGGAUUCGGCUACCAUGGAAUUCAAAUUAAUGAGCCCUUAAAGACGAUUGAAGGGGACAUUGUGCAUGCCUUGAAGGAUUUGGGAUAUCUAAAGAAAGCGACAUUAGAUGAAAAGCACCUUGUGAUCGCUAGAGCUGCGAGGACAGACAAAGGAGUUCAUACUCUUGGAAACCUUGUUUCUUUAAAUGUCUAUGUACAAAAUUCGCUAAAUCCAUCAGAGUUGCGCGAAAAGCUAAAUGCUAAAUUGAGCAGGCAAAUACGCGUAUGGGAUGUAUUUCAAGUACAAAAGUAUUUCAAUCCGAGAAUCUCUUGUGAAUCGCGUACUUACGAAUAUUUGAUACCAUCGUUUUCCUUGAUACCUCCAAAAGAUUCGACACCAUUGUUCAAAAAAUCACAGAAAAAUUUUGAGAGGGAGCCAAAAAAUCAACUGGAUAGUCUGCUACUUUCUUCAACAGUUGAUACUAGGAAGUUUUGGGAACAAGUGGAAAUUAGAUGCAAAAAACUUCAAGACGAAUUUAAAGAGAAUCCGGAAACGUUUACCAACCCAUUUACUGGUUUCUUUCCUGAGAAACCUAUCCCUGCUCAUAUAAAGGUACCACAUGAAGCCAAGCUGAAAAAAGCUUUGAAAAACGCGGACCAUUUCUAUUACAUGAACUAUCGAGUUCCUGAAGAACGUCUAGAAUUACUUCAAAAAGUAUUUCAAUUGUAUAUAGGAAGACACAAUUUUCAUAACUUUACGAUCACUCAAGACCCAAGAGCACCCAGCAACUAUCGAACCAUUGAAUCCAUUGAAUGUGGUAUGCCGUUCAUUUAUGAGAAUUGGGAAUGGAUUCCAGUAACAAUUCGCGGUAAUUCCUUUAUGCUGAACCAAAUUCGUAAAAUGAUUGCUCAUGCUCUAAUGGUGAUACGAAGUUGCGCAAGUUUGAGUGUCAUAACAAAAGCUCUUUCACCCGAAGUGUCUAUGAAUAUUAGCAAAAGUCCCGGACAUGUAUUGGUUUUGAAGGAUAUUAGUUUUUCCACUUAUAACAAGUCAUUGCAGGAUGAAAAUCAUGUCAAAAUAGAUCUUGUCAAAUACAAAGAACAAAUGGAGAAUCUUAAGAAGGAAGUCAUUUAUCCUGACAUUAUCCAAUUGGAGCAGAAAGAAAAGAUGUUCUUUAGCUUUUUAGCUUAUGCUGAUCAGCACACGAAGGAUCAAUUUGACUAUUUAUUUCAACCAUAAAUUCUCUAGACUUUGUUUAUCUUUCUAAGUGUAGGCCUUCUAUGGAGAGGAUUUAGUAUUAGAAUAAAAAAAAAUAUCCAGUUCCUGAUGUAUUUGAAGAUACAA
Molecule: messenger RNA, 1819 nt
Organism: Schizosaccharomyces cryophilus OY26
Lineage: Eukaryota; Fungi; Ascomycota; Schizosaccharomycetes; Schizosaccharomycetales; Schizosaccharomycetaceae
Product: tRNA pseudouridine synthase Pus2
Exons: 2
Coding region: 365-1714 (449 amino acids)
Biological process (GO): mRNA pseudouridine synthesis; tRNA pseudouridine synthesis
Cellular component (GO): nucleus
Molecular function (GO): pseudouridine synthase activity; RNA binding
Source: RefSeq, a predicted model, not a curated record